AUGAUUGAUGAAUAUGGGACUCUCAAUGAAGAUUACCCUGAUAAACGAUUUGACCCUAUUUUAAAAGAAUAUAUUCGUCAAACUAAACAAAAUAUUUAUGAACAAAAGAAAAGAAACUAUCGAAUAUCGGAUAAAACUAAAGCACUUCGAAAAAUAUUUGACGCAAAAAUAAAUUUACUUAAUACAAUUGAAGAGGCAAAAAUAAUUUUCAACGCCUUAAACAUACAACAUACUUUUGAUAAACUUUACGAAGUACUUAACGAAACACAAGAUACUUCUGAAGAAGAAAGUGAAUGUCACCAAGACGAACACGAUACAAAAGACACGUAG
Ambispora leptoticha is the source of this 330-nucleotide messenger RNA. NCBI's taxonomy places the organism in Eukaryota, Fungi, Glomeromycota, Glomeromycetes, Archaeosporales, Ambisporaceae. The record is from the annotation of a GenBank genome assembly.